This is a messenger RNA of Lates calcarifer (barramundi perch), 642 nucleotides long. Its product is annotated as olfactory receptor 52N5-like. Gene Ontology annotation, molecular function: olfactory receptor activity. The record is from RefSeq and is a predicted model, not a curated record. Gene Ontology annotation, biological process: G protein-coupled receptor signaling pathway. NCBI's taxonomy places the organism in Eukaryota, Metazoa, Chordata, Actinopteri, Centropomidae. Gene Ontology annotation, cellular component: membrane.
AUGUCCUUGACUGCCAACAACUCAGGAUUUUUGAAAUGUCUAUCUCACUGCAGGUACAUUGCUGUGUGUGAACCGCUCAGGUAUCACACCAUCAUGACAUCAGCUCGGCUGCACUCCUGCUGUGCCCUGGCGUGGUUUGUUGCUGUGUUGUGUAUUGCUGUGCUCUUCGGCUUCCACAUGAAUGUCCCACUGUGUGGCAAUAUCAUCAAACAUGUCUACUGCAGCAACCGUGCCAUCCUGAGCCUGGCCUGCAGGUCCACCCCCACAAACAACAUCUAUGGUCUGUCGAUGACCUGGUCUGUGAGUACAGGAAUCUUCAUCAUCAUUGCUUUUUCCUACUUCAGAAUCCUGCAUGCUUCUCUAAAACAAAGUGGAGACAGCUGUGUUCGCAGUAAGGCCUUUCAGACAUGUGCUUCGCACCUUGUUGUGUAUGUGCUCUAUGAAAUAGCUGCAAUGAUCAUAAUCCUGAGUCAGAGGUUCCCCUCAGCCUCCCACAACAUCAAGAAGUUCUUCAGCAUCCUGUUUAUCAUUCCACCAACCAUCAACCCCGUUAUCUACGGACUGGUCAGUAAAGAGUUACGUUCCAGCAUCAUCAAGCAUUUUAUCAACCAAAUCAGUUUAAAGAAAAUUAGAGGGGUUUAA